GUCUGCCGGACUCGAUCAGCAAAAACAAUUUCCAAGUUAGCCUACCACAGCGGGGUGGUGAUCGUGAAGUGUCCUGGCUGCGGGAAUCACCACGUCAUAGCCGAUAACCUGGGCUGGUUUUCAGACCUGGAAGGGAAGAGGAAUAUCGAGGAAAUCCUGGCAGCCAAAGGGGAGAAGGUGAGACGUGUGGCUGGUGAGGAAGCCCUGGAACUGCUUCUGGAAAACUCGGCAGAUACUGGGUCUCAAGGUCAGCCCACGGAGGGAGAAAGCGGGGAAGCCCCCCAAGAGACUGGCGGCAAGGGACAGACCUGA
Messenger RNA from Cariama cristata (Red-legged seriema), 312 nucleotides. RefSeq names its product DNL-type zinc finger (gene DNLZ). The annotation marks the transcript as partial. The record is from RefSeq and is a predicted model, not a curated record. Lineage: Eukaryota; Metazoa; Chordata; Aves; Cariamiformes; Cariamidae. Gene Ontology annotation, molecular function: protein-folding chaperone binding; zinc ion binding. The transcript is spliced from 2 exons. Gene Ontology annotation, cellular component: mitochondrion. Gene Ontology annotation, biological process: protein stabilization; protein folding; protein import into mitochondrial matrix.